CAAAUGAAAUCCACACCACUGGAUUAACCGCCAAUUAAACAAACUGUGGGGGGGCAGACUGCAGAGAGAACAAGAAGAGAUGUGCACUUGUGUCUUUCCAGGAAUGGCAAGUGCUGCUGCUGUUCCUCCAUACCCAACUAGCUCACUUUCUCCUCACAACACUUCACACUUCACUUAUUUCCUUCCAUCACUACAACUUCAAGCUAAAAGAAGCAAUUUCAACCAGCUCAAGACUUGUCCUUUAUCGCAUUUCUCAACCAAUUGUUCAUCCUCAAGUCAGGGAUCUAUUGCAGAUGAUAACUUUUUCCAAGAAAACAAAGAAUUAAAUGAUAAGAACCAAGAGAGCAAAGGGUUUUGGAAGAAAUGGAAGGAAAACUCAGCGGAAAUGAGUGCAAAGCUAGCAAAAUUGGGGCUUGCGGCUGUUCUAGCUUAUGGUGUUUUUGAUGGAGUCACAUACACUAGUUUCUUUGUGCUUGCAUUCUUGACCUAUGGGAAGACUACUGGGAAUAAUCCUGCUGCAAAUCUCCAAGCUUUGUUGGGGCCCGGUGCACACAGCAUCCAGCCUUAGCAGGGUCCGGGGAAGGGCCGCACCUCAAGGGUUGUGACGUAGACAUCCUACCCAAAUACAAGCAUUAGUGGCUGCUUCCACUGCUCGAACCCGUGACCUAUAGGUCACACGGAAACAACUUUACCGUUGCUCCAAGGCUUCCCUUCUAAUACAAUUGUUUGUUUCUGGAAAAUGACCAAGUGAUAAAUGGGGAAACUUUUGGCUUUAGCUUUGGUUUAAAGAGAUGGAGACUUGAUUUCCUGAACUUUUUGGUGCAAAAGUAAACGUGACCUUAUUAUCUAAAUGCAAUAGGAAGUUUGUGUUAUUCACAUUUAGGAUACGGAUGAAUGCUUAUAAAAUAGCAUCUUCACUUGUAUUUUGUAUUAGUAGAUUAUCCACUUCAGGAUUUAGCAUACCGAAUUGUCUUUCUUUAGAUCAAAAUCCUUUUUACCAAAUUGUCUAUUUCUCAUCUUACGACUAAAUUUAAUGUCAUUUUAUCUCUCUUUAUAAAAAAGGGCGUCCAGGCCAAACUCUAACAAUAUUCUAAUGAGAAUCAUUGAGCAGCUA
Molecule: messenger RNA, 1114 nt
Organism: Lycium ferocissimum
Lineage: Eukaryota; Viridiplantae; Streptophyta; Magnoliopsida; Solanales; Solanaceae
Exons: 4
Coding region: 80-568 (162 amino acids)
Source: RefSeq, a predicted model, not a curated record